This is a messenger RNA of Dreissena polymorpha, 2705 nucleotides long. RefSeq lists its product as uncharacterized. Gene Ontology annotation, cellular component: nucleoplasm; chromatin. The transcript has 3 exons. The record is from RefSeq and is a predicted model, not a curated record. Gene Ontology annotation, biological process: positive regulation of DNA-templated transcription. Lineage: Eukaryota; Metazoa; Mollusca; Bivalvia; Myida; Dreissenidae. Gene Ontology annotation, molecular function: protein binding; ubiquitin-protein transferase activity. The coding region runs from base 139 to 1815 and encodes 558 amino acids.
UCUAAAUCACUUAUUGCUUGACUGUAAUUAAUGAUAUAAAGUGUGUAUUUUCUCAGAUAUGUAUUGUUAUAAAUAUACUGUGACGUAAAUAUUUCAAUUGGUUUACGGUUUAACAAUUUUGCUUGUUGAAACAUCAAAAUGGAAGUGUUUUCUGUGUCUACGGUUCCUAGAUUGUCUGAUGUGUUUAAAUAUUAUUAUUGUACAGUGUGCGAGAAAGAACGGUCUGUAGAAGUAGACGCAGAGUUUUAUUGUAAAAAAUGUCUGCAUUAUUUUUGUGGUCAAUGUAUUAACUCCCAUAGACAGCAUGGUCUGUGGUUUUAUAAACCUUAUGGAAAGGAUAAAAUAAUGAAAUGGCCGCUUUCUAAGCAGAUGGAGAAUUCUCUUAUAACAUGUGACAUACACAAGAACGACACAUUAACUAUGUUGUGCAAUGACCAUAGUCAGCUGUGCUGCUCUAAAUGCGUUAAGCUUAGUUACAGUCUGUGCUUUCAAGUGACCACAUUACACCAGGCUGCCAAAACGAGGUCAACUGACUUCAAUUAUCUGUCUGUGAGAACGCAAAAUACUCUUUCACAAAUGGAAAAGUUUCAAACCUACCAGCAGGACAAAAUAAAAUCUCUACAGGUUUUAUACAAUGAACAUGAGAAGCUUAUGGUAGCGCGCAUGCGUGUGAAUAUAUCAUGCUUUUUACUACAGUGUGAAAACAACACAAUGAAUGAAACACAUGAACAUGUGCAAUACACAGUAAAUGAAAUACGCGGGAAAAUCAAAUCUAUGUUAGCCGAUUUUGAAAAAAGCACUGUCAAUGAAAAGAAAAGAGAUCUGAGACUACAGAAAGCUCCUCUUAUUUGUAUGAGAAACAGCUGCACCAGGCUUCAUAAUGAAUUGUUUCAUCUUCAUGUAGCCAUAAAGAAAGUACAUGUUAGACCCGAACUCUUUUUUAUUGCCAGGAAAAAAUGUCAGGAAAAAAUAAAAGAGUCUGACACAUUUUUAAAAGAGAGCUUUGCAAACCAAGUUUUCCUAGUGAAUGGAAAGUCGGAUUACUCUGUUAACAUGCCAAGUGAUUUACACACAUGCAGAAUCACAGCCAUAUGUGUCAUCCCAAAUGGGCAGGUCGUGGUUGCAGACUUGGAUAAUAGAAAGGUCAAGCUGCUCAACCAGCAGAACGAGGUGGUUAAUCACUGGACAGCGGGCGGUUCUCCAUUGGACAUGUGUCAGAUAACACCAAGUGAGGUGGUAGUAGCUGUGGAUGAUAACAACAUACAUGAGGUCCAGUUUAUUACAGUCAAAACAAGGCAGCUAUUGCCAGGCAGGAAAUUUCAGUUACAACAUAGAUGUAUUGGUAUUGCCAACCACCAGCGAUUCUUGUUUGUCACUUCUGGUUCUACGCUAUACAAGUACUCUCUGGGUGGAAAACUGGUCAGCAAAGUAUAUGAGAAUACAUCCGGUGAUGAAACAGUAAAGAGGUGUGCUGUAAGUCCCGACGGGGACAAAUUGUACAUUACUGACCCCUGGCAGGACACGCUCCUCACCCUUGCCAGGGAUGGACAAGUUCUAGCUAUCUUUAAAGAUCCAGAACUAUGCGGCCCCCAGGGUGUAAAUGUUACCCCUGCAGGUCAAGUGCUAUUAUGUGGAUACGUGUCCCACAAUAUAAUGCAGGUGGACAAUAAGGGAAUGAAAAAUCUGUCAACACUGGCUACACGAGAGAGGGAUGGAGUGGAGCUCCCAUGGUCAGUCUGCUACAACAGCAUCACAUCCACCAUGAUUGUGGGACUAUAUAAGAGUAACAACAUAUUGGUGUUCAAAGUGGAGUAGCGUUUAGAUGUAUGAAAAAGAUGUUUUCUUUGUGAUUACUAUUUCAAUAUUUGUGUAAACAUAUUGUUACUAGCUUAUAAUAUAUGAAUUAAGUACUGAUAUUUAAUAAUCAUUUCGGCAUUUAUUCCGAGAGGUAAUUUCUUUCUUAAAAAUGAUAUGAUAGUAUUAAAGAAAUACUGCAUGUUAAUCUAUACAAUCGCACUUUUCUAUAAAAACAAGUCAACUGACUGAAACGAUGUGCUCGCAGCGUAAUGAUAUUAAACAAGUUUCAAACACGUCAACGGUUCAUGUUUUCAGUAAAAAAGCAUUUUUUACACACUAGACACGCAAAUCGACGUCGAUGGUAACAUGUAUUGUGUUUGUUACGAUGUAUCAGGUUAAGUGAAUUCGAUUUUAUAGAGAUAUUAGAGACUUAAUGUCUUCCAGUCUAUGCUGCGGGAAUAUUGUUUUUGCCCUGUCUGUUUGUUGGCUUGUUUGCGUCAAACUUUAACAUUUGCCAUAACUUUUGCAAUAUUGAAGAUAGCAACUUGAUAUUUGGAAUGCAUGUGAAUCUCAUGAAGCUGCAUAUUUUGAGUGGUGAAAGGUCAAGGUAAAAGUCAUCCUUCAAGGUUAAAGGUCAAAUAUAUGGGGGGACGUAGUAUUUUACAAACACAUAUUGUUAACAUUGGCUUUGCCUUUAUCAGGAAGAACUUUUAGUUGUACGUAUGUACUCAUAAAAGCUCAAAGCAUUCAAGCAGAACAAGGUCAAUCCGCUGCGAAAAAGGUUCAAUAUGUUUGUUGUUGUUUUUUUUGCAAAAUGCUCCGAUUCUCCAAAGAAAUACAAUGAACAUUUUUUGUCCAGAUUUUGAAGCAAUUUUGAUAAAAAAAAAAUACAUUGCGCUAUAACUACU